AGCAUGAGCUAACCACUUCCCCUUCUUGUAUCACAAUCAAGAGAGCAAAUGUUCACCACAGAAUGGCAAACAUUGAAACAAACUGUAUGGCCACGUGACAGGUUUUUACAGCUGCAAGAAGAUUGAAAUCUAUACAAUACCACCGUCUGUCAGUCUACUGUUUGCGUGUGAAGCCAUAACUACUGUAUGGAGCACAUGUUGGCGUUGGCGGUCACACCUUGGUUUGAUUUGCUUUUUUUACACACAUAGAGAGACAAGACAAUGCACCAGUGGAGAUGACGCUGAUUACAUCCCAAUCAGGGCACGGGUCCCUAGGAAAGGCAUCAUGUGGCGACAACAUGACUGAAUGGGAAGAGCUCAUGGACAAGCUGUACACAUAUUUCUACCUGUUGCUCUUCAUCCCAGGGCUGCUGCUAAACACCACGGCUCUGUGGGUCCUCUGCAGACACAUUCGGAAGAAGACCAAGACUGUCAUCUUCAUGAUAAAUCUGGCCUUGGCAGAUUUGAUUCACAUCCUCUCUCUGCCCCUAAGGAUUUAUUAUUAUUUAACACACACGUGGCCCUUUGGACACAGUAUUUGCCUGUUCUGCUUUUACCUUAAGUAUCUCAACAUGUAUGCAGCCAUCGGAUUCUUGGUGUGCAUCAGUGUACAGAGGUGCUUCUUCCUGCUUGACCCCUUCUCUACUCGAAGGUGGAGGAGCCGCUAUGACCUUGUGAUCAGUAUAUUGGUGUGGGUGCUUGUUGCUGUGGCCUGCUCCCCAUUCAUCCUCAUGCGCACCAAUAGCAGCAGCACAUCUCCCUCAACUCUCUCAUUAAACAAGACCUCAUUUGUGAAUGUCACCUUCAGUCAGCAGUCCAAAACUUACACAGGGCUCAACGUGACAUCUUUGAGCGCCGGCCUCGGUGGGUUCAAGAAUGUGACUCAGAUCGGCUGUUUUAAAGACUUGCCCAUACGCGAUGUGUCCCUCUCUCUGGCUGUCACCUUAAUGGUGUUGGCUGAGGUGUUUGGUUUCAUGAUUCCUCUAUCUUGCAUCAGCUAUAGCUCCAUCCGCAUCAGCCGCUCUCUCUAUCAGAAAAAGAACGACGUUUCGAGCAACUCGACUCCUGGUCCCUCGAUGCGGAGUCGACUCUGCGUGUUCACCUGCGCAGAUAGGAACCAUGAGAAGCCGCAGGCCAAUGGGGAGAAGCGGCGUGCCCUGCGAAUGGUGCUGAUUUGCUCCUUUGUCUUCUUGCUGUGCUUUGCCCCGUACCACAUCAACUUUUUGCUUUAUCUGAUGGUGCAGCAGGACUUAGUGUCUGCGUGUGCCACCAGGGUGGCCGUGCUCCAGUUCCACCCUGUGUCCCUAUGCAUCGCCAACCUGAGCUGCUGCCUUAACCCGCUGCUCUACUACUUCCUAACAGCUGAAUUCAGGUUGCAUCUCAGUAAGCGUACCUCCUCUUUCGCUUCCUCUUCGGUCAACUCUCAGCAUCCUGUGGUGCACAGAUUGUUGAGCUCUGGGAGUGGCUCUUCCAAAUGAGAGUAAAACUAAAACAUCUUUUGAGGGUUAGCAAAUACACAGUACUUUAUUCUAUAUGGAUAUAGACAGGAUAUCGAUUCUGUUGAAUUGACAAAAAUCACCAUCAAGUCGAACUGACCCAAACAUUCUCCGACCUUAUUUCCAGAGAACGUUCUCCCAGCCAAAGAAUUACAAGACAUGAUUACACAUUACAAGCAGAUGUUUGAGAUGUUUUAUCCGUUUAUCAGUCAUUACCUGAAUGGAAAUGUAUAGCACAUACAGUAAGUAGUAAUGUCUUUUUUUGAUCUGCAAAUAAAAGCUCUUGCUUACCUACAAUUUCAGGACAAAACAUGGUUACAUAAUCCAAUGAUUGUGUGUGUGUGUGUGUGUGUGUGUGUGUGU
This is a messenger RNA of Syngnathus acus (greater pipefish), 1898 nucleotides long. Its product is annotated as putative P2Y purinoceptor 10. The record is from RefSeq and is a predicted model, not a curated record. Gene Ontology annotation, biological process: positive regulation of Rho protein signal transduction; phospholipase C-activating G protein-coupled receptor signaling pathway. Gene Ontology annotation, cellular component: membrane. The transcript is spliced from 4 exons. NCBI's taxonomy places the organism in Eukaryota, Metazoa, Chordata, Actinopteri, Syngnathiformes, Syngnathidae. The coding region runs from base 276 to 1517 and encodes 413 amino acids. Gene Ontology annotation, molecular function: G protein-coupled receptor activity.